Messenger RNA from Vitrella brassicaformis, 3139 nucleotides. The record is from the annotation of a GenBank genome assembly. Lineage: Eukaryota; Vitrellaceae.
GGCAGGUGAUGAUCGUGAUGGCCCAUCAAGGCGUGCGCUGCAGCUCAACAUCCGGGAGAAGAUCAGAUCCGCCAGCAGUUGAGCACCAUCGCCAUCGGUCCAUCUCCUCUUCCUCCUUGAGGCAUGUCCGCCGCUCGGCAACCGUGCUCUCCUUCGUGCUUACCCUACACAUCGCCCUUGGUCAGAUCAAUGCAGUGCCGCCAUACGGUGCGGCAGGACAGCCGGGAGGGGGACAGCCUUACGCCACGCAAUGGACGGGGCAGCCGUACGCAGCCAACGCCGCUCAACAGCCACAGGGCCAAGCAUCGUACAGAAGCCACUCGAGGGAGGAGAUGAAGAAGGACAGCAGUGCGGGCAGUCGGCAUCACCACGUGGAGCACUACGACAGCCGUUUCGAGAUGAUGAGGCACUCGUGGGACGCGCCACUGUCAUUUGGUAGAGCACUCACGGUGUUCGCAGCUUCAUUGUGACUUGGGUGUGUGUGUGUGUGCUGUCAGAUAACACGCUGGGCGAGUGGGAUCUCUCCGGCGCGACCAUCCCGACCAAGAGCUCUGUGGUGCUCGUGCCCCGAGUGGCCAACAGGACUGGCCAGUUCUGGUGAGCAUCACGCGACGAGAACUGGAUGCUCAUUCAGAGAAUGAAUGCACGUUCUGGUCUGACUGUGGUGUGGCUUGUCAGGCACAAGCAGCCCGUGACGACGGCGAACUUUGAGGUCGAGUUUGAGUUUCUCGUCGAUGGGCCGCAGAGGACACAGUCCCAGGGAUUUGCCUUCUGGUGGGCAUAGACCGGAGGAUGGCCCGAGCUGCCGAGCAUCUCUGCCUGUAUUUUGGGUGUGUUUGUGUAGGUAUGUGUAUGAAGAGUAUGCGAAAAGCUACCCGAAGAAUGACGAGGAGGCCAAGUCGUGGACACUUCACGGAUACAAAGUGAAUGCCUGACUGCACACAGACAGAACAGUGGAAAGGGAGCGCCACACUCGCUCUCUGGCUGCUGUGGGUAUCUGCAGCAAAACUUCAAAGGUGUCGGGGUCUUUUUCAGCAACUUUGACAAGUCCAACCAGGUAACUUGAAAGAGGGAACCGCCGCUGGUCAUCCACAAGGCGGCUCACUCAUCCUGUCCCUGCCUGUGUGUGUUCGCAGCUGAAUCCGUCUGUCUCCGUUGCACACAAUCCUGUCGGUGAGGGCUACUACCUCCUCGGGAGAGACGUGCCGACACGAGGUCAGUCAGUCAGCCGAAAUGCAGAAGAGCAUGCCUGUGUGCACGUGCGUUGUGGUGACGGUGUGUCAGAUGUGCUGUUCCUUAAGUAUCGCAACACGCAGCAGACCAUUCGAUUCAAGCUGAAGGCCGGACCGAAGGGUGUACUCGGGCAGGUGCGUGUGGGCACCACCCAGCAGCAAGCCAGGAUAGUGCACGGUGUCCUUGCACUGGUCAGGUCCGCAUGGGUCCCAAUGCCGCGUGGAUCGAUGCAUUCAGGGUGUGUAAAUGCACUCACAGAGACUCAUGUGUCGAGUGCGGUCCAUGUUUUGUCUCGUGUUGCCUGCAGCUGUACAACGUCCGCGUGCAGCCUCAAGGCUAUAUCGGAUUCUCCUCUUUCACCGGUGGGCCACGGCAAUCUCAUCUUUCCACUGAGAGUGGUCCGUGCACGGGGUGUCUGUUGCGUGUCUGGACGUUUAGGCCCGGAAGUGCCUGACCACCAAGGCGAUCGAGUAACACUAUUCUCCUUCCACAUGUACAAUCUCGACAUGACACAGACGGGGGAGGACUCAAACGUCGUCCAUGACAGUGAGCUGGAUGGGAGUGCAGGAAUGACUUCACGUGAUACGCACUCAUGUAUCGGGCUGCUGUGUGAUCGGUCAAACAGCUUUGGGCGAUAUGAAUGUCAACCAUCUGCUCAAGGACAGCAAAUUCGAGAACGACGUAUGCAACCUGCAUAGGCACACGUGGGAUAUUGGCAUGGAUCUGCAUGUGACGUGUGUGUGCCGUGUGUGUGUGUGUGUGUGUAUUGCCAGAGUGACGAGACGGCGAUCAUCCGUGAGCUGACCAGGAUGCUGUACAAGCACACGUCUGAGGCAGCACCCAGGGAACAAACCAUCUUCAAAACACUCAAGUGCGUCAGAACGGCCAACCGCUACACAAGCGCACUGUGAGUAUGUCUUGUGUCCAUGGCACUCACUGCAGCCGUCUGACAGCUGAGGUCCACAUGCUGACGCAGGACGUGCGCGAGAUCGCCGCCGAGUUCAGAGUGUACAAGGAGCUCACCAGCGGCAACGACACCCUGCACAACAUGAAACAAGAGGUAUUGAAGCUGAGAGAGGCAGGGGACGUGACGUCAGAUGGGUGGUGGUCGGAUGUGUCGUCAGGUUCUGGGUCUCCGGAGCUUCUUUUCGAAGCACGUGCAGAGCGCGACGUCCAGCGUGCAGGGUCUGCAAAGGUCCGUCAUCACACACACCACACACACGCGUGAUUCGCUCCAUCACUGUGUGUGUGUGUUGGAUGAGUGCAGGACCAUAUCUCUGAUGCAGCGCGGCGGUAGUCAAUCCGAGCAGGGCCUGAAUGAGGUGCGUCAGCUGGCUUCGACACAUACGUCGCUUGAGGAGGCCAUCAACUCGCAAGCCAUGUUCAGCUCGUAUGCUGUUGUCGGCGCCGUCGCAAUGGUCACCUACACACACACACACACACACUGGAAGACAGAGCCAUACAGAAUUUUCGUUGAGAUGAUGUGUAUGUGCUUUGUGUGUGUGCACUUCAGGUGUGUAUUUUUGCUUUGAUGAUGUGGAAGAAGAUGCGAGAUAUGGAGAAGAAACACUCGCUGUGAUUGGAUGGAUGGAUGGAUGGAUGGCUAUGUGUCUUGAUGUUUGUGUCCCUCCCUCUCAUGUGCCCAUGUGCCCUACCUGCGUGGCGUCCCUGCAUGAGCCCACGCGUCCGUCCUCUUUUAUCCGUCGCCUUGAUCCGUGCCAGCUGGUUGACUGCAUACUGCAUACAUAUCGAACGAUAAGUGAUUCAUGGGUGGUGCGGUGUACAGAGGGCUGAGGGCUGACUGAUCAUGACAUGGCUGGCUGACGUGCCGACCAUCAGUGAUAACAUAUGCGAGACCUCCUUGAGCUUUUUCUGUCGCCAGUGGCCGGCAGGCAUCGAUCGUUUG